This is a messenger RNA of Alternaria conjuncta, 4113 nucleotides long. RefSeq lists its product as uncharacterized. The coding region runs from base 1 to 4113 and encodes 1370 amino acids. The record is from RefSeq and is a predicted model, not a curated record. The transcript is spliced from 4 exons. Lineage: Eukaryota; Fungi; Ascomycota; Dothideomycetes; Pleosporales; Pleosporaceae.
AUGGCGUCUUCGUUCAGGCUCCCAAAUCAUGAGCAGGAUGAGGCGCGUAUUAAGCUGUACGACCUUGCCCAGCCACAUGAACCCACUGCGUACGAAAAGCAAAGCAUGAUGGAAGUCGAGGAAGCCCUUGCAACCUUCAAGACCGAGGAUAAGUAUCACAAGUUGAUGCUCAAGAAGGCAGAGACUCUCCCACCCAUUGUGCAGCUCGUCAGAGCGUGCAAAAUGCGGGAAGAUAGCCUUCAAGCCCACCAUGCAGAACAAGUACAACAACUUCUGCAGGAAAAGGAAGCCGAGCUCACGACAAAGCACACAACCGAGCUAAAAGAGGCUCAGGACAAACAUCAGGAACAGCUCCUUAAAGAGACCCGAGCACUCGAACAGCGCGAAACGAACCUAAUAACCGUGCACGCCGGGGAACUCAGAAGCAUCCAGUCCGCCUUGACCGCAGCAGCAGCUAGCAGAGGCAUUUUCCUUUUGGCCGAGGCAGAGAGUCCGGCCAUCGAUCGACUGAACGCUUACAUUACGGCUUCUGGAACGAGCAGCAAGCAGAGCGAGGCGAGCCAGCAGAACGAGACAAGACGGGUUGAAGGCCUUUACCAAGCCAGCGACGACCGCGUCCGCGAACACAUGAGGAAGACGCUUGUCGAUAUGAAGAUGCCACCGGCCUCAGGAGAUGCCUUGGAAGCCUACACCGUCUCCUUCGUCAACCAGAUGUUGGGCAUACACCGGGACCUGACUGCGCACCGUAUUGCAUCAGUUCGUAUUAAUCGCGACGUCACCGAUGCUCUCAGGACACACAUGGGAAAGACCUUUCGUCCGAAAGCUUCCUGUGAGACAAAUGUCUCUAUCUUCGUGGGCUUGCUGCCCGGCCUCGUCCGCGAAACGACGGAGCGCACUCAUUCAGAUGUCAUGAAGAGCAUCCACGACGCCUUCGACGAUGUUUGUAACAAAACCAACAUCCAUGUGCCGUCUUCCGCUUCACCAGAAGAUUUCAUUCAGCAGCUUGGUGCCGCGUUUGACACUUUGAUCGGAAGCUGCAACAGUAUAUGGCAAGAUGUGGCCACAACAGUCAACGUCACCACAGCCCGUCUGGAUAUGGACCUGGCUCUGUUGCAAGACGACUCCAUCGACGUAAUGGUCAAAGAGUUCGCGAAGCGAAUGCGCGAUCAGCUCGAACACUCGCACGAGGAGCGGGAUGAGGCUGUGCGUAAACUUUCCGGCCUUGACGAGUGGUUGAAGACGAUUGUGCAGAGCCUGCGCGUAUCUUCCCAAAGCCUGGGUCUCUCGAUCGAAGAAGGCCUCGAAGACAGAGAGUUCUUGACGACCUAUUUGGCCAAUCUCAGGAUGUCCUUUAGCAAGCAGAGCGCUAUUCACAAAGCGGUGGGCAAGCAAAUGAACGACACUAGCGCAAGUCUGGGUAUCGACAUCUCAAGCAAGAGUGGCAGCCUUCUCAACGACAGGAUGAAGUUAUUUGUAACCCUUGUUACAGACCGUGUGCAAGGAAACAACAAGAAAGCGGAUGAUCGAUUAUCGAAGCUUGUCGAGCUUAUGAGGCCUGCACUCGAUACGAAGGCCACCGUACCAGCAGACAACACGCCUGAAGCUCUCUUUGCCGCCUACCAUAAAUAUGCGAGCGAAGCCAUCCGGCUUCUAUCGUCGGAAAGGCAGAACAUCGAAGGCGCUGUGGACCAGGCUACGUUGAAGUUCGGUUUCCAGGCUUCACUUGAGAAGCAAGUCGAUCGCAAGGUCGCUCGGUUCAUCGAAACCACAACAACAACCAUAGAUGGAUGCAAAGCGAAGAUCUCGGGAGUAGAAAAGGCAGCGGCCAGCGCCUAUCAGAAGCUUGGAAGACGCCCGGACGCCAGCGCAAGCUUGGAGUCGCAAGCUAUUGACACCGUCAUCAGCAAAGGCGCCAGCGACAACAAUGUGGUACUGACGGCUACAGCCACCGCUGGCCGUCUCAACGAACUAUUGCGCAAAAUCAAGGACAACACUGGUGCGCAAACGCGACUCUACACGAACCUCGAGCGAGACAUACACGAUGCGAUAAAUGCAACGGCACGCACGCUCGAAGUCGACAUCGUGCAGGACGUCACGGUUCCGAAGCGCUUGGAAGCUCUCGUUGUAGAGGUCAACAAAGACCGCGACAUCCAGGAUCAGGCAGCCAAGACUCGCAUCGUAUCCCUGACAGGCCUUGUUAGAUCAUACAGAUCUGAAGUGCUGCACAACGUCUCCAUCUCGGAUACUUUCGGCAAGGCUGCAUUGCCGGCCUGGGAUGAUCAUGAGCAGAUUGAGAGGUUCUUCCGCACUGAGCGUGAGCAGUUCUGCACUGCACUGAAGAAGUGGAAGGGUGAGUUUCAACAGGAGCGACGAAGCAUCGUCCGCGCAUACGAUAUCAUGUUUCGCGAUAUCUGGAAGGUUUCUUUUCCUAACCGGGCACCCAUGCCUGCUGUUCAGCCCGAUAGCACGCUCAAAAUUAUCGAGCUGUGGACACAGGGCCAGUCAAGCGCUUACCAGAACGCCUCAGCCCAGUCGCAGCAAACCGACAGUGCCAUGAUCUCGGAACAGCAAGAGGUGUCCAAAGAUAUGUUCAACAUGACCGAUGCGUUCAUUCGAGACGUCUUUGCCCUCCACUGUUUCGCACUGGAAAAAUGGCCAAGCCACAACGAGAACGAACCGAUCAAGACGAAAGACUAUCAAGAACGUCUCGAUGGACUCUACAGUGAGUUGAAGAAGGUUGUCGUGGCGAGUGAAAAUGCCAAUUCAGAAGGAAUGACAACGAUGAAGAAUGCGGCUGUCGAUGCGCUGAAUCACAUCAUCGAGAACUCAAUGGGUCAGCAACGCUCGCCGUGGCAGCUGCAAGAAGACGACUUCGGCAACUUUGGAACCUGGGCAGAAACACAACAGCAGGCCAUCGCAAACUAUAUCGGAACGACUGCUGCAGCAUCUAAGAAGGCGACCACCGCACUUGGCGACGUCAUCAAGGGAGUGUCUGCAGCUUUCACGAGCAUAUACGAUGCUACCGAAUCGGGACUCAAGAAGCCCGAAUGGCCAAAGCUGUCUCCUGAGUCGCCUGAUGUUGCUAUCAUGUUCUUCAAGGGUCUACCAAACGAUAUCACGCUACAGCUCACGACACAGAAGCUGGAAGCAACUCGGGAAACUUCAACUCUCCAGCAAGCGCACACGGACUUGGAUUCCGUCAUGGCCAGCGCCUCUGAUCUUGUGCAAAACUUGGAACGCAAGCUCUCACUAGAAGAAUCUCCUCGUCUGCAGCGUGAGGACGGUAUGAUCGCAACGCGAGCUUGGUUUGGCAGCAAAGGCAUAAUAUUCCAAGACCGCAUUGCCCAGAACGCCAAGCUACAUGAGGAAAGCCUCCAGAAGCUACUCAACUGCAUGGAAGACUUUGUCGUUUCUGCUCUCCAGCAGGCCGGACGACGGACAUUUACCACCCGGAAGCCUACACUAGAGAGCAGCCAAGAUUGGGUAGCCGAGCACUCCAAAAUGCUUGAGGGUGCCCUAACAGAGCAGCGAUCUGUGGAUGACAAGAAGAUCAGCCAGCUGCUCAACCAUGUGGUUAGGGUCACAACUAGACUGUCUAAGAUGGCUGUCGAUGAGAUCCCCGCGUCCACUAGUGUUCGCAGCGAUUGGAGCAGUGAGGAACUGACGGCUCAUUGUUCCACGAUCGAAGCCUGGCUCCAGCAAAAGCUGUCUCUCGUUCAAGAAAAGCAAGCCAGUCAGCUACAUGAGAAGUACGGCGACUGCAUUGUGGAAUUCAUCACCUCGGUCUUUAAAGACACAUUCUCUUUCCAGGGCCUGGUGUACCCUGAAGAGGACGUCCCAGCUCUGGAACUACGGCCGGACAAGUCGCUUGAGGCGGCUUUGGCCAACGCCCACGCAGCCAAGACAUGGGUUUCCGCCUGUGCAGCGACGAUUGGAAAGGCGCUCACCGCUAGGAAGGUCCAGAAAAACCAACUCGUAGCGGACUUUAAUAGGGGGAUAAUUGACCAGAGGUCGCUAUUGCACGACUGCGAAGUGCUCAAGGGAGAUGUGCAAGACAGCAUGGAUCUGGCGAAUGACCUGUAUGUUCAGGUGAACAGGCUGACGGGGGCUUAG